UGUUGGAUUCUCCUUAGCUUCCGGUUGGAAAAUGGCUUCUGCUAGGACAGGUGCCGCGUUGGAGCUUCGUAAAAUUAGGAAGAAAAUUCGACAGAUUGAGAAUCUUGAAAGUCUAGAUAGAGAUUUGACAGAUGAAGAACUCAACAAAAUUUUGAGGAAAAAUCGUUUAAGGGAAAAUCUCUUAGAAUUAUUGGCUGAACAUGGGGAAGAAGAGAGUUUCACUUCAUCAACCAGAUCUGAGCUGACAGAUGAUGGUAUACUGACAGAAAGUUCUAGUUAUCAUGACUACAUUGUUGAUAAUGGGUACAAUGACAGCAUCAUAACAGGGGAAGUAACUAUAAUUGAACCUGAAGAUGAAACAAACACAGAUUUGAUAGAAAUUGAUGUCACAGAUGACCCUGAAGAAGAAAUGGUCAUUAAUAAAACUACUAAUGCAGUAACUGGAGAAAUUCUUGAAGACAAUAUGGAAAAUACAAAACCAGUUACCGUGGAAACAUGGGAAACUAAGACUAAAUCUCAAAAGAAAUCUCAGCCUGUUACAAAAGCAACAAGCAAAGAAAUCAAGGAAAAUACAAAUCCUUCACCAGUGAAGAAAACCAAGCAGACGAAGUCAAUAUCUGUAACUCAAACAAGUGAGAAAACAGAAAAGUUCUCCAAAUUAAAAGCUACAUUACAUAAAUGGAGAUUUGGCAAGUUUGAAGUGAUAGAACUAGAAGGUCACAGUGACCUAGUUACAGAUGCUGACAAUGAUGGAGUCCUGCUUGUAACUUCCAGUCGAGACACCACAGUAAAGUUAUGGUGUUUGGAAACUUUGUCUGAGCUAAGAAAUUAUGGAGGCCACAAUAGUGCUGUGACAUGUGUUCAACUUCUUUCUAAAGAAGAUUCUGCAAGUGUUUGUAAAUCUCUAGGAAUAGAGAAUUCAGACAGAUUAUUUAUUAGUGGAUCUUAUGACUGCAGUUUUAAAAUAUGGUCAACAGGAAAAUCAGGAGAAGCUUUGCGGUCUGUGUAUACAUUUAACCCUGUUACCAAGGUGAUAUAUCACCCAGUGGCACAAGCAAUUAUAACUGGAUCAGACGGAGGAAAAUUGGAGAUUUGGGAUAUAGCAUCAGGGGAAAAGAUACAUAGUGUACAUCCUUACGAAGAAUCUGUUACUGGUCUGAAGGUUGUGAAUGGUACCAUAUUUAGUUGCUCUGCUGAGGGAGUUAUUUCUGUACAUAAACUUCAAGAUGAUCAAAUCAUUUGUUUAUUUGUGUCUGAAAAUAUAAGAUCAGAGAACAAUGGACAUUUAACACAGAGAUAUAUUCGUGGUUUUGAUGUUAGAGAUGGUUUAAUAUAUUAUGGGGAUGAUGGAACAAAUGUUAAAGUGCUAGACUGGAGAAAAGGACUGGUCCAUAAACUCAUAAACCACAGUGAAGACUUUGGUAUCACAGACAGUAUUAGUUGCCAUGGUAACAUUAUGGUGUCGUCUGCCUACAGUUUAGAUAAUGGAGCAGGAUAUGUAAAUGUGAGAUACUUACCUGAAGAGACUUACAUGACCACGCUGGACGAUGAAGAUACUGGUAGAAUAUUGUCACUGUCAUAUGCUGAGUCAGGGAACAAAGACAUAGUAAUCACAGCAGGGACACAGCUCAAAGUCUGGAUUUCAAACACAGAGCAAAGGAAAGAUAUAGACGACGAAAACUUAGUGUCUUCUCGUUAUGUACCAAAGUUAGCACAGAGACAUUAUCAAGAUUCAGAUGUAGAAUCAGAUGUGGAAACUUCUGAUUCGGAAGCGGAAGAAGAUGGACGCCAUGAUCACCCAAGUCAGUCACGUGAUUCCUCUCAGGGUUGGCUUAGUUAUUGCAAUAUUAUAUAACUACUUGGAUAGGUAGACGACAGACAUACUACAUUAUUGUAAACCAGCAGUUUUUUAAAAAUGUAUUAGAAUUGUCUUUCAAUGAAAAACACAAGCAGUUUCUACAA
Mytilus trossulus (common blue mussel) is the source of this 1962-nucleotide messenger RNA. RefSeq lists its product as uncharacterized. The transcript is spliced from 12 exons. Gene Ontology annotation, cellular component: transcription factor TFIID complex. Gene Ontology annotation, molecular function: RNA polymerase II general transcription initiation factor activity; protein binding. The record is from RefSeq and is a predicted model, not a curated record. Lineage: Eukaryota; Metazoa; Mollusca; Bivalvia; Mytilida; Mytilidae. Bases 32 to 1855 code for a protein of 607 amino acids. Gene Ontology annotation, biological process: transcription initiation at RNA polymerase II promoter.